UGACAGCCACGCGCGCACGUGCGCGCCCGGCCGCAGCGCGGCCCCGAGGCCUCUGUUGGCCGCUGAGAGGCGCGCGGAGGCUGGCCGGCUGCCGUCUAGGGGCCCCGUGCCGGGGCGUCCCCAGCGUCCCCGGCCCGAGUCCCUGAGCGCCGGGCCGUGUCCACCCCGUCGGUCCUGGCUAGUGUUUCGUCCCCGUGGCCGUAAGGGCCCGCCCCCCGACUCCCCUUUACGCUCCCGGGGCAGGGUCCUCACGGCCCAUGCUGGCCGCUGGGGGCCCGCGCCGCCCAGACAGUUCCUCGGCCGGCCAGCCGGCCACCAUGGUGGCCCUGAGGCCUGUGCGGCUCCUCCAGGGGGGCUAACCGGUCCAGAGCGCAGGUCUCGGGGCGCGAGGGUCCCAGGCCUGAGCCCCGCGCCAUGGCUGGGGCCAUCGCUUCCCGUAUGAGCUUCAGCUCGCUCAAGAGGAAGCAGCCCAAGACGUUCACCGUGCGGAUCGUCACCAUGGACGCCGAGAUGGAGUUCAAUUGCGAGAUGAAGUGGAAAGGGAAGGACCUCUUUGAUUUGGUGUGCCGGACCCUGGGGCUUCGGGAAACUUGGUUCUUUGGACUGCAGUACACAAUCAAGGACACCGUGGCCUGGCUCAAAAUGGACAAGAAGGUGCUGGAUCAUGAUGUUUCAAAGGAAGAGCCAGUCACCUUUCACUUCCUGGCCAAAUUUUAUCCCGAGAAUGCCGAGGAGGAGCUGGUUCAGGAGAUCACGCAACAUUUAUUCUUCUUGCAGGUAAAGAAGCAGAUUUUAGAUGAAAAGAUCUACUGCCCUCCCGAGGCUUCUGUGCUCCUGGCUUCUUACGCCGUCCAGGCCAAGUAUGGUGACUAUGACCCCUCUGUUCACAAGCGGGGAUUUUUGGCCCAAGAAGAAUUGCUUCCAAAAAGGGUAAUAAAUCUGUAUCAAAUGACUCCAGAAAUGUGGGAGGAGAGAAUUACAGCCUGGUACGCGGAGCACCGAGGCCGAGCCAGGGAUGAAGCUGAAAUGGAAUAUUUGAAGAUAGCUCAGGACCUGGAGAUGUACGGUGUGAACUACUUUGCAAUCCGGAAUAAAAAGGGCACAGAGUUGCUGCUUGGAGUGGAUGCUCUGGGGCUUCACAUCUAUGACCCUGAGAACAGGCUGACCCCCAAGAUCUCCUUCCCGUGGAAUGAAAUCAGAAACAUCUCGUACAGCGACAAGGAGUUUACUAUUAAACCACUGGAUAAGAAAAUCGAUGUCUUUAAAUUUAACUCCUCAAAGCUUCGUGUUAAUAAGCUGAUUCUCCAGCUCUGUAUUGGGAACCAUGACCUUUUUAUGAGGAGAAGGAAGGCUGAUUCUUUGGAAGUUCAGCAGAUGAAAGCCCAGGCCAGGGAGGAGAAGGCUAGAAAACAGAUGGAGCGGCAGCGCCUUGCUCGAGAGAAGCAGAUGAGGGAGGAGGCUGAGCGCACAAGGGAUGAGUUGGAGAGGAGGCUGCUGCAGAUGAAAGAAGAAGCAACAAUGGCCAACGAAGCACUGAUGCGGUCCGAGGAAACGGCUGACCUGUUGGCGGAAAAGGCCCAAAUCACUGAGGAGGAGGCAAAACUUCUGGCGCAGAAGGCCGCAGAGGCCGAACAGGAAAUGCAGCGCAUCAAGGCCACAGCCAUUCGGACGGAGGAAGAGAAGCGCCUGAUGGAGCAGAAGGUGCUGGAGGCUGAGGUGCUGGCGCUGAAGAUGGCUGAGGAAUCGGAGAGGAGGGCCAAGGAGGCAGAUCAGCUGAAGCAGGACCUGCAGGAAGCCCGCGAGGCAGAGCGAAGAGCCAAGCAAAAGCUCCUGGAAAUCACCACCAAGCCCACAUACCCGCCCAUGAACCCAAUUCCAGCGCCAUUGCCUCCUGACAUGCCAAGCUUCAACCUCAUUGGUGACAGCCUGUCUUUCGACUUCAAGGAUACUGACAUGAAGCGGCUUUCCAUGGAGAUAGAGAAAGAAAAAGUGGAGUACAUGGAGAAGAGCAAGCAUUUACAGGAGCAGCUCAAUGAACUCAAGACUGAGAUUGAGGCCUUGAAACUCAAAGAGAGGGAGACAGCCUUGGAUAUUCUGCACAACGAGAACUCUGACCGGGGUGGCACCAGCAGCAAGCACAACACCAUCAAAAAGCCUCAAGCCCAAGGCAGAAGACCUAUCUGCAUUUGAGCCCUCAAAGUAGGUUAUCCCAGCUCACCUUGCAGAGCGCCAAGUCCCGAGUGGCCUUCUUUGAAGAGCUCUAGCAGGUGCCCAGCCAGCCCAGGAUCUGCCACACCUGCUGCUCCCGGCACCAGAGGGAUGGGUCAGACACCGUGGGAGUCAUCAUAGGUGGGCUGGCUGGGGGCUUCCAUGGGAGCUCUGGAACUUUUCCCAGCUGAGUGGAGAGCCCAGCCCCCUUCAUGUGCAAUUGCCUUGAAAUGUGACCUGCAGAGAGCUCUCUCGUGGGGUUCUAGUUCAUUUUAAACAUUUUAAAGAAGUAUUUGUCUUUCCUCAUCUAAUGUGGGGUUCCAAACUUCCUUUGUCAAAGGCACCCUGGGGUCUGUGUCUCACUGUCCAGUGCUGACCUCCCGAGCCCCGGGGAGUGAAGUGUGCAGGAGCCCUGGAGACAGGGAGCCUGGUGCCACCGCCCCCACCCCACCCUGGCUCCAGAACGUUCAUCUCCUCCACUGGUGAGGAACUGGCAUGCAAAGAAGUGUGGCCCACCCGAGCGCAGGCCCAGAGCGGCCUGCCUGCCAGCCUGCCUGCUACAUAUCGUCGGUGAGCUGGCCUGUGGCUCCUGACAAGCCACGCGAUGUGUCCUCAGCCCGCACCCCCCCCCCCACCCCACCCCCCCAGCCUGAGGCUGCGCUCUGGCUGCCAGCUGGUGGAGAAUGGGAAAGGCAGCUGUGACUAGGGGAAGACUUUAGGCAGGAGCUGUGAUGAGGGGUCAGCUGCCAGCAGAGGGGCCGGGGGCCCAGCAGAACUGAGUAGGAAUCUGCUCCAUACAGAACACUCGCUGCCUUCCUCUUGCCACCACAGACCAGGGUUCGAGAGGCAGGCGGGAGCUGCGUGUCUUUCUCCCCGCCCUUCAGCCUUAGUCUCUCCUGCCUGUGGCAGGCCACGGGGGGACUCCCCGGUCACGCUGUAGUCAGCACCUGGUAGCCUGGCUGGGACUCUGUGGCCCCAUAGGUACUUCUCACUGUGGCCUCAGUCUGUGUUGCUGCCUGAAUCACCUUUCCUCCUGGGCCAUAUGCCAGCAAGCCCUUCCUUAGCCUUGACUGUACCGGGCCUCCUUUGGGUGUUGCCCUUUAGGGGCAGACAGCCCUUUAUUUUUUUUCCCCCUUGGGCCAUGUGGGGUCCCGUGUGCCCCUCCCAGCACAAGCCAGAUGCAUAAGCCAGGUGUCCACUCACCAUUGGUGCUCUGCACCUGCUGGUGCACAGCCCCCUUCCACUCGGGCGGCAGCGGGUCACGGAGCCACUCCCAUAGCACCACGCUCCUUCGUUUGGGGCCACUUUCUUGCCCUUCCUUUUCUCCAUGGUUUGGUGGUGCUGCUGUGACCUGCCAGCCAUUCAGAUCCUUCCAGUGGGGCUGUUAUGCAGAGCAGGAGAUAAAGUCGGAACCAGUGAGAAGAGGCUUAUUAAGUGAGGACACGUGAGGGCCUGGAGAUGUCCUGAGAGCAGAGGUGUCUCUGGCAAUCCUAUGUGGUUUUGAGAAACUUAGAAGCUCACGGAGAUCCUGCCUUUUUUCCACGGUCAGGCUGACCUAACAGUGUCCCGGGCUGGCCAACCCCCUUUUGGGCCCCCUUGCCCUGAGGAAGCCAGCCCUGUGUGUCACUCAAACCCCUUAGGAUAUACAGGGUGGGACUCCACAUCUGGAUGCUCAGUGUAGAUGGCUGUGGCUGAGAGAGUUUCCUUAUGUCUCCCUGUCCCUCAAAAGCCUCUUCCCCUGAGAUGCAGUCACAGUGAGGGGAGUCCUAAGGCAUCUGUAAUGUAGGGCUUGGCUCUUGUGUUGAGGCUUUGUCUCCCCAGGCACACCACCCAUCCCUGAAUUUCCAUGACGAGUUACUUUCCUCCUGACCUGUAAAUUUAAUCUGUAACAGUGGCUGUGGGCACAGGAGCAUGGUGGUGGUUUAUAUAAAUGUUGUCGGGCUUUGUUUUUUUUUUAUUAUUUAACUGCUGUGUGUGUGUUCCAAGUCCGGGAAAUGCCGAGCCAUGUGGCCACGAGGGAGCCAGCUGGCAUCUGAGCUGUGGCAGGAGCACCGUCGGGCCCGAGAGCCGACUCAGGAGGGCCAGCAGAGCCUCGCUCCUCCAGGAACACUUCAGCUCUCCUUGGAGGCGGGAGCUGGCGCGUACCUCCCAAAGACGGGUAGGCGGAGAGGAUGGUGGCCUUUAGAAAAGUCCUGCGCCACAGUGGAAGGAAACAGAAUAAAAGAGGAGCUUGGUUUUCAGGGACUUGUGCCGAGGCUCAGGUGACUGUGUUCUUUUCAAGCGAACAUUUUUAGGGCAUGGGAGCUUAUCAAGUCAGGAAGCCUCCACUGAGGGCAUGGCCUGGCCACAAUUAUUUCAUUACAAGCGCUUCUGAUGGUUCUUGGGCUGCCCAGCUGGUGACGCUCCGUAAGGCUGGGGUGUUGGCCCUUAGCGGUUCUGUCUACACAGACAGACCUGACCGUUCGCCCUGACCGAGGCCCCACCUCAGCCCCAGCAGCGCUCUGACCUGUGACAUCAGCUCAGUUAUUCAUGUACCCACCAGGCCCCGCUAGACAAUACCCCAUGGCAUUACAUAACACUUCUUAAGUGACUGUUUUGUAAGCUUGGGGACAAGCUUCUCUCUCCCUCUUUUCUCUUUCAAAUCAAAACAGCAAAUCCAGAGUCUGACAACCAGGACUAAGUGUUGCUCGCUGACAGGGCUAGGGUCUUGCAGCCCCCGGAGGGUCCGCCUCAGUGGGGAGACAGCCUCUUCCAGCUGCCCUGAGGCCAGGCAAGCCCCUCGUGGGCUUCCAGAGAAGCUCCAUCCGUUUUCAAAGAUGUCAAACCUCACUUGUUCCAGUGGGGCCUGGGUCUUGCCUCCUGUCAGGGCCAGACCAUGGAAGGCUAUUUUCUAUUCCGGGGAUUGUUGUAAUUUAAAUGAUUGUUUUAAUAAAAAUUCUAAGCUGUCAAAAGUG
Messenger RNA from Neofelis nebulosa (Clouded leopard), 5162 nucleotides. It is a transcript of the gene NF2, whose product is annotated as NF2, moesin-ezrin-radixin like (MERLIN) tumor suppressor. Gene Ontology annotation, molecular function: actin binding; cell adhesion molecule binding. The transcript has 17 exons. The record is from RefSeq and is a predicted model, not a curated record. The coding region runs from base 415 to 2190 and encodes 591 amino acids. Gene Ontology annotation, biological process: regulation of cell shape; positive regulation of protein localization to early endosome; regulation of gliogenesis. Gene Ontology annotation, cellular component: filopodium; cytoskeleton; apical part of cell. Lineage: Eukaryota; Metazoa; Chordata; Mammalia; Carnivora; Felidae.